This is a messenger RNA of Zygotorulaspora mrakii, 594 nucleotides long. RefSeq lists its product as uncharacterized. Bases 1 to 594 code for a protein of 197 amino acids. The record is from RefSeq and is a predicted model, not a curated record. The transcript has a single exon. Lineage: Eukaryota; Fungi; Ascomycota; Saccharomycetes; Saccharomycetales; Saccharomycetaceae.
AUGGCUUCGGAACGACUUGAAAAACAACACCAAUCUGAAGCGGUUUGUACGGCAUAUUCUGGCGCCCGCCCACAACGGCCCAGCAAAUGUUGUAGAGGCCGCUGCGUGAAAUCAGCAAAAAGAAGUUUGCAGUUUUUCCGGCCGGAUUUACUAUCUGAGCACCUGUGCACCUUUUUCAUAGCCGUUUCAAAGGAGGUCCGCCCCACCACCCGCUUCUUUUGUUUCGGGGUACACCAUUUCGGCAGCGCUACGGAUGUUUCUCCUGUGACUGUAGAAACGUCGGAUAAAUGUACUAAACGGAAGAGGGGAGACAAUUGUUGGGAUUCCCGUGCCCCUCCUCUGAGACUUGAGAGAUGUUCCGGGGAGCGGAAUAUUUGUCAAGACAUAUCCGAAUGCGGAGAUUUUUCUCGAAUGAAAAGGGGAAGUGGACCAAAAAGAAGGGGAGGAGGGGCGGGGCAGCGUUCUCCACCCCGCCGUAACUUGGAGACCGGGUGGCGGAGGGGUGGAGUAUCGUUUUUCCUUUUGCAGGGUUCGGAGCAAUAUGCCCCGUGUCGUGCGCAAAUGGCAGGUAUGUUUGAUGGUUUUGGGCUGUGA